This is a messenger RNA of Necator americanus (New World hookworm), 438 nucleotides long. RefSeq lists its product as uncharacterized. NCBI's taxonomy places the organism in Eukaryota, Metazoa, Nematoda, Chromadorea, Rhabditida, Ancylostomatidae. The transcript has a single exon. The coding region runs from base 1 to 438 and encodes 145 amino acids. The record is from RefSeq and is a predicted model, not a curated record.
AUGGAGAUAGCGGUUGGAAUCGAGGUGGGGCCAUCGCGAGCCGCAGCAAUCAACGUCCCUCACUCAGUCCUAACCGCUACACCUCACCGCGCCCAAGCGCAACCGGUUACGCAACUGCACUGCAGUUCGUGUCAUUUUGACUCUACAAUGGACACUGUACGACGUCAGACUACACCGAACGUAGACAUCGCAUGUGUUAGUCCUUACACAUUACCUACUGCAAUCACAAGCAAAUCAUAUCAUAUGCAAAUCCCAUCAUGGAACGACAAACCGUUAGCCUACGAAGGCAGAUCCGCCUCUGCAGGACAACAACACGGUGGCACUGGUCCCGCGAGCGUCCGCCGUGGUGACGAGUCAUCCCGCAGCGCGGCUGCGUUGCGGUCCCUGCCCAUUGCUUGCGGCUGCCAUGCGUGGUGUGGACGUUGUCGAUUCUUUUAG